This is a messenger RNA of Bacillus rossius redtenbacheri, 15611 nucleotides long. Its product is annotated as E3 ubiquitin-protein ligase SIAH1A-like. Gene Ontology annotation, molecular function: ubiquitin protein ligase activity; ubiquitin conjugating enzyme binding; zinc ion binding. Gene Ontology annotation, biological process: multicellular organism development; proteasome-mediated ubiquitin-dependent protein catabolic process. The record is from RefSeq and is a predicted model, not a curated record. The transcript has a single exon. Gene Ontology annotation, cellular component: cytoplasm. NCBI's taxonomy places the organism in Eukaryota, Metazoa, Arthropoda, Insecta, Phasmatodea, Bacillidae. Bases 103 to 945 code for a protein of 280 amino acids.
AAGAGAAGACACUUAGAGAGUGUUUUUGUAAUUAUGUGAAAUGUUUGACUAUUGAGUUUGACGUAGUUUUAUCGACUUAAAUAACUGAUUCGGAAAUCUGUGAUGAGUAGUCAAGGAAAUAUGAGUUCAUCAAAACGACGCGGAAUUUCUAGUGGGUCGUCGGGAGGAGCCUCGUCAAGCAACUCCAACACAACAGACUUAGCUAGUCUCUUCGAAUGCCCCGUGUGCUUUGACUAUGUUUUACCUCCAAUUCUUCAAUGUCAAAGUGGGCAUUUAGUUUGCUCUAGCUGCAAACCAAAAUUAACAUGUUGCCCGACUUGCAGAGGGCCCCUGGGAAACAUCCGAAACCUCGCCAUGGAAAAGGUGGCGAGCACUGUGAUGUUCCCCUGCAAGUAUUCAACAACUGGCUGUGGUGUGUCCCUUCUCCACACGGAGAAAGCAGAACACGAAGAAGGUUGUGAGUUUCGCCCAUAUUCCUGUCCUUGUCCUGGGGCGUCUUGCAAGUGGCAAGGCUCGUUAGAACAGGUAAUGCCCCAUCUAAUGAUGUCACACAAGUCUAUUACCACCUUGCAAGGAGAAGAUAUAGUAUUCCUUGCAACCGACAUUAACCUCCCUGGGGCCGUUGACUGGGUUAUGAUGCAGUCAUGUUUCAAUCAUCAUUUUAUGCUUGUUUUAGAAAAACAGGAAAAAUUUGAUGGUCAUACACAGUUCUUUGCGAUCGUUCAGUUGAUUGGCUCACGUAAACAAGCUGAGAGCUUUGCGUAUCGAUUGGAGUUGAAUGGACAGAGGCGACGCCUGACGUGGGAGGCGACUCCACGUUCUAUUCACGAAGGUGUUGCAUCUGCAAUAAUGAACUCUGACUGCAUGGUGUUCGAUACUAGUAUUGCCCAGUUAUUUGCUGACAAUGGUAACUUGGGAAUCAAUGUUACUAUUUCAAUGGUGUAAUUUAUUUAAGAAAAGAGGUUAAUAUGUUUCAUUGAAGAAUAUUGUAUAUUUAUUUUAUAGUUAAAUAUGAUGACACCAAAUGGUGCUAAAAGCAUAUACCAUAGACAUAGGCUCUAGCCUCUGGCCUAAUUACAGUACCUUGGCCAUUUUGAUACAUUCUACACUUAUUGGAGUGUUUUGUGAAGCUCUUUUAUUUAGUCACACAUUGACAUUUUCAACUUAUUGGUAGAAUACUUGCAAAUCAUAUAGGUAUAUGAACUCAAAAAAAAAAAAAUUUAGCACCUUGCAAUGUAUUUUAAACAAAAUUUGACUUACAAUUAUUAAUGAUAAUUUUGCAGUUUAGUGGCUAAAUGUUUUGGAAUACUGACAUCUUCAAGAACUUUAUAGUUAAAGAGCCAUGGAAAAUGGGGAAGGGGUUACAGCCUAUGUAUGACCUUGGGAAAAAUUGAGGUAAAUAAAUCAUGAAACAGGGUAACCAUAACUAAAAUUUUUCACAACAUUUAUGUUCUAAAGUAUUACUCUGAAGAAACGUCAUCAUUUAAAUGAUAAAGUGCAUUGCACCCACCUACUCUGUAGAUAACAAGCACAGUAUUUGCUAGCGAUAUUGUUCAGAAUAGUCAUUCAUAUGGGAAAAAAAGGUGCCUAUAGCAGUAAUAAAUAUACUUAAAGUGUUUUCAUAUGGCAUAUUUUGAAAUUUGUUUUAAGUUUUUUAAAACUUAAAAUUCAAGUUUAAGAGGUCCUACAGUCCUGAACAGACCUUGAUUUCCCAGUUUGAAGUUUCAAGGCCUUGAAAAGUCCUUCUUUUGCUUGUGGCCUUACAAAUCCUUGAAUAUUCAGUAAAUCCGAUUAAGUGCGGCUUUUUCUUAGAAAAAACUCAAAAUACAAAAUAGUGUUUUUAGUACUUCAGAUAUUCCUUGAAAAUAUCAUUUUGAAAUUCAUACUGGAUUCUGAAAUGCGAAUGGAGAUGAACUCCAGCAAAAUUGUGUGGUGAAAGCAUUAAAAACUAGAAAAGGUUUGUUUUUAAAACUAUCAAAAUCAUAGCGACAAACAAAGUUCUGCAAGUUAAAUAAUUUUCUAUCAAUAUUUACUACUCUUUAAAUCGCUUGAGUACACAAUUUUUUGCAAUCUUCAACGUCAUUCUCAAAUACUGAGAUUUAUAGAAUCCUAUCAAAUUCUACCUCUUUCCCACCUUCCCCCACACUAUUUAAUUAUUUAAAGACAUUUUAAAUUUAUUAAUCUUUCCACUAUCAACUCUUUCUCUUUGUUUUUAUUGUCUCAACAAAUGCAUUACUUGACCUCAUAAAUUUAAUGAUUUUCCUAACCUUGGAAAUUAAAUACACACUAAAAUCCUAUACUUAACCUUGGAAUUUAAAUUGAAAUCCAGUGAGCACAACCCACACCAAUAUAAAGUGACAAAAAAAUACAUAAGAGCACUUUCAUACCUCAAAAGUAUUUGCAGUUCCAAAUAACAACGUUCAAAAUUUUAGUGACAUUAUGAAAGCAAUGAAAUAUUUUUUAAAAUGGUUAUUUUUUCAGUUAUUCAAAACUAUGGAAAAUGUUUUAAAUGACUCAAACCAUGACAGCUUCAAAAUGAUCAAAGAAAAAACAGUUGAAAUGGAAAAUGAUCAAUUUCAUAAACUAUCAAAACAAUGAAACCAUUUAAAUAUUUUACAUAAUAGAAGGUGUCACACUUUCUAAAAACUAAAAUUUUUAAAAAAAUACAGAAAAUUGAAAGAAAACCUUCUUUGAAUUAAAAAAAAAAUAUUGAUAAGUGCAUGGUUGCGAAACAAAACAUUAGUUUUAAGAUUAACCACAAUCAUCCAAAACCUUUUUGUGGCACAAUUGACAGACAAUCAAAUAAUAGUCAUAAUCUUUGUACAGCAUAGCCUUAACCUUGUGUAAGCAAAGUAAUUGCGAAUACAUUGUUGUCAGGUAAUGAACUAAUACAGCCAUGCCCUGGUACAGAAUCAAGGAUAAUUAUAGAAAGUAGGUUAUAGGUACCAGUGUCAGAUUUAAAUUUGUGUGUGUGUGUUGAAAAGCCACGAAAAGCCACACUUAUUCAGUAUUACUAGUAUUAUGUAUUUUUAUUUGGAAUUGGGGUCAGCGUCCUAUUGCAUAUUAUAGAAUAAGUACAGAGUAGGCCUAACUACUGAAUUGCACCAUGAUUGUCUGUUAUGUAUUUUGUCUAGAAUGUUGUUCAAAACAUAUUUGUGAUUAUUUUAUUGAAAUGUUUCUUGAAUGAUUUAUGUAGUUGAUGUGGACUGCAAAUGAGACAUAUAAACUUAACUGACAUCAGCAUUGGCAGUUUGAUCCUUACAACUGUUCUUUUGAACUCUUGAUUAGUUCUUUAACAUAUACCCAUAUUAGCUGUAACAACCCUUUUAAAUGACAAAGUUGGUCAUGAAUGUAAUUUUUGCUUGCAUGUACAUGUUGCGUUAUAUAUAAUAAAAAUUUUAUUUUUGUUUCAGUUCAAGUGAUGUAUUUCCCCCCCCCCCCCCCCCCCCCCCCCCCCCCCCCCCCCCCCCCCCCCCCUUCUGUGUUACAAAUCUCCCAUUUUUUUGCUUCGUGACUAAGAAAAUCAGCAUAAAAAAAAUUGAGGGGCAAGUGUAUGUGAUUGAGAAACAUCAUUUUUUUUGCUCGGGAAGUUGUUUAGUGCAAAUUUGCUGCAAUGUGCAAAAUAAAUUUCCUAGUGUAGGGUUUUAAGUUUAUCUUGGCUACAUGGGACGAGCUAGUAUCACUGCCUAAGCAUGGGUGUAUCUACAAGGGACUCUAAAUUAACUAUUCAUGUACAUGCAUGUACGUAUUCAUGUAUCCAUAUAUGAAAAAAAAAAUGCAAUUAAGCUCAUCCCUAAGUAUAAUUUUUUUUCUUACAUGCUCAUGUUCUGUUUUAACAUGCACAAAUUAUACUGUGCUACAAAACAAUAAAAAUAAAUAUGUGUAUACCUAUAGCUAAGCUAAUGUGCUAAAAUGAAAAUUUAAAACAUUACAACUGCGUUAAAUAACUACAUUUCCAAAAUGGGUAACUUUUCUAUCCAGCACAAAGGUGGUAGGUACCGUGUGCAUAUGACCAAGGAAACAUUUUGUCAUGACUCGCUACCAGUUAAACUGUUUGCUUGGUAGUGUGCCGUGGCCUAGCCCAGCCCGGGGGCAGGUUUCAGCCUCUGAAUGGCCCGCCACGCCCUGGUCGCCAUCCCGGCCUUCAGACCUUACAGUUCGCCCUCGAUCACCACGAUGAGUAUUCAGAUUUUCGCUAAUUCCAGAUCCUGAUGAUGAAAUAUUUACAAAAUUGUACCGUGGAUGUAAAUUCUUACGCAUUACCCAUAUGUGGAAACUCACGAUAUUAACUUACGGCAAAUGACAUUGGUGCAAUCGAACAAUAAAGUUUUAGUUGCAAAUACUUUCCUGACUUUUGUACAAACUGCUGGUAAUGAGUAGCUCAUUUCUAGCUAUGAAAUUUGCAGCUUGUAAAUAUAGUGAGUGGAACAUCCAUAUAAAAUACCCUUGAUAAAAAAAUUGCAUGGAAAUUCAAUAAUUCAACAUGUUUGGAGAGGGGAGAGAGAGAGAGAAUGAAUGUGUGUGUACAUACUUCUUAUGUGUUUCUGACAUUCUCUAAUCCCUAAUAAGGGUGGGAUAUGUCACAGUAGCUCUCCCAAGCAGGCAGAUGUUUUAUUUUAUUUAUUUAUUUAUUCAUUCAAUUUUUGUUCUGUAGAUCCCAUAUGGGGGUAAGGACUCCGGGAUAUAGAACAAGUCAAUUAAUACAAAUAUAUACAUAUAUACAAACAAACUGUACAACCACAAAAACUAAAUAUUACAGAGUACUUUUACAUUUCAAAAGUAAGAAAUAGAGAUAAAAAAAAAAAGAACAUGGGUACAUACGAAAUUGUAUAAACUGAAGUCUAAAGCUCAGAGUGAAGAGUUGAAGUCUUGAUUUUAAUUUGUAGGGACCCUCAAUGAAAGUCUGAGAUUGUAGAGAAUAGGAUUAUUUCAAUUGCAAUACAAAACGUAAAGCAGAGUUAAAUUUUUAAUUGAAUGACUGCUCUAGUCCACUCAGGGAAAUGCAAAAAUUUAUUAGUAUUGCACCACCUCUCACAGGGCACAAUACUGAAGUGAGAAGCAAUGAACAGAUGUUGAGCACCAGUACUUUUCAGAAUGGUUGCAGAGUUUUGCUUGUGUUAUAGUUGGUAAUUAAAGGGCAAAAUAUGUAAAUAAAGAGAAAAAGUUUCACAUGGACCAAUUUAAGCACAGGUCAACAACUGUGGAUGCUAAAUGUUAUGCUUACUUGGUGAAGCAGUUAUUAAUUGUUUAUGAUUUGUGAUAACAGUGUGUACCGUAUACUAUAACUGUUUUUUUUUUCUCGUAGAAAUGUGUAUUUCUUUCAAAAAAAUUAGUUGUCAAAUAGGUGUGUGUACUGAAUCACUUGCGCAAAAAUUUCAAGUUAAGAAGAAGAAAAAAUUGACAACAAAACUCAGUAUUCUGUUGCAAAAAACUGAGUUUAGAAUUCCUGAUUUGUUUUGCAGCUAUGAAUAAACAAUGAAUAAACAAAAAACUUAAUAAACCUAAAUGUAUUUGGCAGUUGUCAGUUUCUAUCAGCAUCACACUAGCCACUAGACUCAAAUUAUCACUAAUUUUAAUAUUGUUUAUUUAUUAGUUUUGGGUAUUAAUAAUUUUUUUGGUGUGUGUCAAUGCCUUGUUUAUUGUGAUAUAAAAUAUUUAGACUCAUUCCAUUUAUUUGCAUGGCAUAAUCUGAAGACAUCCAUUGUGCUUUAUAUUCAAAUAAAACUUUUCAAGUCCUAAAUAUAUGGUAAAAUGUUACUAUAGUAAAAAUGUCUUUAUUGGUGACUAAAGCAUUGUUCACAUAAUGUAUAGUGCAUCUAGCACUAGUCCUUGGAAACUAACUAUUGCAAUAAUAUCCUUAAUAAAGGUACAAUAAUAUAUAGAUGCAAAUUACUGGGUGAAAAAAAAAAACUACAAGGAUUAAAACCAUAUAGUGCUCAUGGAAGCACUGAAACUAGUGUUGGAAACGUGCAAAUGACAUGAAGUCCAGAAGGCACUGUUUUCGAAUGGUGUUCUUUAGUUCUUAGUCGAUCGAGGGUGGAACACGUGAAUUUUAUCCUGUUACGCGGUCAAGAGGGAAGGGAAGAAGACUUUGGUAGCUGCAGUAAUCUGGCUUGAUCAUGAAGCAGGAAAACUUUUGUGGGUUUUCCUCUGAUUUGCUUAGAAAAAAAUGCCAUCGUUUGAAAAUAGUUCAUUUCAGACCAUAAGUCUGUGAGACUUUAGUUUUCAAUUAAUUUUUCGAAUACAUGUUACACUGUUCCAAUAGGUUAUCCAGAAAUGUUUUGUUUAGUCAAUAGGCCUACUAAUGGCUUUCCCAGAUAGUUUCUACACUUGACAUAUUUGAUGUUUUGAUUUCUACCACCAUGUUUGAUGAACAUUAUUUAAAGUGACUUUUUUUUUUUUUUUUUUUUUUCCAAUUUUGAUAGUUGUAUUUGGAAGAAGGUUUUCUUUUAUGUCUUUUAUUCUUCAUAACCUUGUAAAUUCUUUUUCAUCUAAAUUCGGAGGAAUUCUGACAUCUAUCAUGGUUCUUGUAUUUGCAUCCUACAUUCUGUCAACAGUGCUUAGUUAAAUGUGACCCACAUGUAGCUACACUGUUGUAACGUACCUACCAUCGUUACAGCUGUGUUACAUCAUUAACAGUAAGGAUAAGAUGGCAUUGUUUGUAUGGAUAUUUUUGAGAACAAUAAUUUUUUUCUUACAUCCAAACAUAUCUCUGCCUAAUUUUUUUUUUUGUGAGAUAUUUCAGGUUAGCUGAAGGUGAGAAGAAAAAAUGUGCAUCACAAGUAAAUUUUUUAAAAUUUUGAAUUUUUUUAUGUAGUUACAGUGUAGUCAUUUAAUGUACACCACACUGUGGGUUGUGGCUAAAUUACAGUUGCCUUCACAGUGUUUAAUUAUCAUGCAUGUUCAUGAACCAUAACUUUCACAGGUUAGUAAAUCUUGCAAAAGUGUUAAAAUGCAAGAUUUGUGUUUCUGAAACUUGUAUAGUAAUCAUGUGAAAGUACUUGUAAUUUUAAUGACUGUUUAUGUUAGUAUACUUCUGUGAAGUUGCAGUUAUAUUUUGACCAAAAAAUAAUAUGUACUGCUUAUACAGUAUUGAUCUCGUUGGGAAAUUGUGUUAUAGGAAGUGGUCUAUAUAUAAUUUUUCCAUAAAACUCUAUGUUGGCAUGGUAUCAUGAUAUGUGAUUUACAAAACUAUUAAAACAACAUACUGUAACCCAGACAAAAUGCUUGUAGAAAUUAAAGGUGUUGUGAUGGCCAAGUAGUUUUACAUGUCUUACUAAGAAUAAAAUCUGUGAAAGUAUUGUUUCACAAGCGUUAGAAGAGACAGGAAAUUGUAAAUAAAUUUUUAUUGGCAUUUAAUGUAAGUUUGUUAACAUGUAUGUAAACAUGUACACAUGCUAAUUUGAAUAGUCAUAUAUCAGGUGACGAGUCAUUGUUUGUGGUAAUUUGUUAGGUUGGCAUUGAAUAUGAGUAACAUUUGUGCUGCAAAUGGAAAUUCAUAACUGAGUACUUUUAUCAAAAUAACAUUUCUAAUGUUAUUUAUUGAAACUAAUCUACUAUUUUCUGAAAUUCAUGACUGAAUUUGCCCUUAAAAAGGUUAAUGAAUAACAGCAGAGCUAAGUACCAGUAUAUGAUGUUUCUGUGAAACAUCUACGUAUGUUAUGUCAGAGAUUUAAUUUUAAAGAUUUUCUUAACAUUCAGAAGCUAACUGUUCACAUGUGUAAUACACUGGAAAUAAAUUAUUAAUUGCAACUUGGUAUUUUUGUAUCAUUCGUAAAUUAUUUCCCAUUAAGCUUAAUUACAUCAUUGCUAAUGAUCAAUUUAUAAUACUAUAUUUUACUAAACAUUUUUGAUUUUCAGUUCCAGGUUAAAAUUUUUGGAAUAGUAAAAAUCUUUGCAUUUGAAGUCUCAUUUCAAAUAAUUUUUUUUUAUGAGCAAUGUUAUUUGUUUUAGAUUAAAUGCAAAGAACCUUGUAGACUGCCAAGUUAAAAUGUUAAAAAAACCAGUGUCAAAUAAUAUCCCUCCCUGAAAUAAAAUUUGGUUGUUGGCGUUUUCCAUUAGAAUAAAUUUCAACUAAAAUAGCAGCAUAUUUAAAAUUUCAGUUAGGUUGUGUUUUAACUAGUUAAUUUACUAAAUGGUCCUAACGAGCUAAGGGGUAGCUUUUUUUUUUUACGGACACUCUUCAAAACAAAAAUAUGGCAAUAAUUUUGCUUAACAUUAAGUGUGGUUAUGUAGAAACUAGUUAUCUGUCAGCAGAGAAAAUUAUUAAAAUAACUCAUUUGUGGGAAUUAAAACUAACAGUAAUGCAGGUCCUAGUGAGAGAGUUCAUUAUCUGUGUUUUGGGGGAAGAUUUUUGGUCACCAUUUUGUGAGAGUAUGUCACGCAUAUGUCUUUGCCAGUUGAGCCAAAUUUUCACAAAAAGAGACUUGACACAGUGCCUGCUCCAUUUUUAGCUAAAGAAGACUUAAGAAUGUUUCACAUUUUGAAUAGGCAGUGUACAAGGGAUGAUUAAAAAGUAAUGCCUCCAUUGACAUAACAUUUUAUUUUUUACUUGAUUUUUCACAAUUUUUGUUGUACCUGAAAGCUAUGUGUGUUAUUUUCACUUUUUGACAUUGUCCCCAUCCCUUUCCAAGUACUUGCGCUAACACAUGGCUUGUUGGGCAAACCCAUUGGAGAUGAAUUCCAUUGGUUGUUGUCAACACCAUGCAUGAAUGGUAUUUUUCACUUUGUCAGAAUGAAAAUGAUGUUCUUUAAGGUACUGUUUCAUCUUUAGGAAGAGAUGAAAAUUGCAAGUUUGGGACUGUAUGGCGGGUGCGGUAGAACCUCCUUGAACUGCAUGCUUGCAGUUAUCUCUCUUGUGUUUCUCGUUGCAGAAUACGGUGCAACUGUGCGCGGAGCUUCUCUAACAUUUCCACAUAGAAUACGAGUUUAUCAUGGUUUCCUUUUGCAAGAAGUCAAUGAGCACAAAACCAUGUAAAUCCCCCCCCCCCCCCCCAAAAAAAAAUGGUGGCCAUGACUUUCCCUACAGACGGGAAUGCCUGGAAUCUUGGGAUAUGGCUAUGUGCAAUUGCAUACGUUCUCGGGGUCAAAAUGAUGUGCCCAUGAUUCAUCUUCCAUAAGAAUGCACUAGAGAAAUGCUUGUACUGUUGGGCCAACAGAUUCUGGCAAACUUUCUUUCUCUGCGUCCGCAUCUGCGGUCCCCAACACGCACACACCUUGAUACCCCAGCACCUCGGUUACGAUAAAGUCCACUUCAUGUGAUCGACACAAUUUUGAUGCUGCAUAAAUGUGCAGCGGGAUCAUCCACUAUGGAGUUGAUCAAGCACACUAGAGGUCACCAGAUUUGCUUCUUUGAAUUUCCUGGACCACUGUCUCACUGUACUGACAUCAACAGUAACGUCGCUAUUAGCAGUGGUCAUUUGGCGUUUAAUUUGGAUAGGCUCGCAACACCAAUUGUCAAAAACUCGAUGACACCUCGCAGCUUCAUAAUUUCCAUGUUGGUCACCAUUUUCUGUAGUUUUCAACAGACGAAUGACACCUUGGAGGAAAGGAUAUAAGAUAUGUGCAUAGAGAACACAUGCGGUUUUCAGUUAAACAAGAAUUUAGAAAAUUAGGUAAAAAAUUUAAAAAAAAUUAUGGUCACGGAGGCAUUACUUUUCAAUCAAGUAGUGUAGCUCCAUUCAACAGGAAAGACAGAACUGCUCUGGCAUUGAUGAUAUCAGAUGCCUGGUUAGAACGUGUGGCUUGACUGCUUACAAAGGGAAUAGUGCAAGCGUUGUCAGUAUGUUCAAACUUUACUUGCAGAAUAUGACUAUGAGGUGAUGAGUGUCUCAAUCAUGGCAUUGGCUUAUUGUUUACCAAUUUGUAUAAUUAUUAAAAAUGUAAUUUACUGCGGAAAAUGCUUUAUUUCAGUGACAGAUAGUUCUUUAAUCCGACACAUUUGGGACUGUGGCCAUUCUGGAUUAGUGAUUUUGCUGGAAUAUAAAAUAUCAAUACAGUUUUAACUCGAAUAACAAAAAAAAAAUAAUAUAGCUACAUUACAAUGUAUCUAAAGUUGUAAUAAAUGACUCCAUAGGAGGAAAAACUGCAGAUUAUGGUCUUUAAAAAAUUAUUAUGGAACUUUACCUUUGAAAACCCUUUAUAAAACGGGAAACGUUGCACUGAAACGAAAUUAGUUGGUAUCUGAGUUGACAAAAAAAGACGGCAGCACAGUGAGCGACUUGGCAAUCAAGGUCAACUUCCAGAAUCCACCCAAAAAAAUCUGAACACGAAUGGCUCUAUUGGCGGCGUAGUAACAGAAUUUGCGGAACCAUAGAACUCCUGUUUUAAGACUUCACUGGAUGAGACAAUCCUUGAAUAACAAAACUAUAACAGUUAACAAGAAAAAUCAUAACAAAUACAAUAAGGUGGCUAAGAUGGUGUGGCUGGAUGUGAGAGUAGUUCAUGUUUAACACAUCAUUAGUCUAUUCUUAAAAAAAAAAAAAAAAUUAGAGAUACCAUUAAGAAUGAAAUGCCAACGAAAUGCACUGAAAUGCUAUUGACAAAACCACUGGUGACACAAGUUAAACACUGCACUCUCUUAGACACACAGGAAUGCUGUUUUUUUUAAAAGUCACAUGCACUUGCAAGCAGUGGUAAAUGCACCAGGGAUGCAACACUGUGCAUUAGCCUCUAGAGUUGCAGUUGAACGUAAUUUAUUUUGUAUUAACAUAAGGUUUGUGGAUAACAUUUUUAAUCCUAAUUAUUACAUUUCUAUUCAACUGUGAGUCACUACUAUCACUAUUUGGUAGUGUUUCUUCUGAAGUUUACCAUAAAGGUAGUCACACUGAAUUAAAUUUAAAGGCCUUUGAAACUCACUUCUGUCCAAGGAUUGUAGUCCAGAUUGAGAAUUUUUUCAGCUGAGCUGUGAUAUAGUAGCUGAUGUAUGUAUAUAUGUUAACAUGUUUAAAUACUGUCCUUUUCCAGCUUCAUUCCAAGUCUCGUUUGCUUACUUGGCAACAAACAAGAUUUUUGUCAUGCGGUAACAUGUCGGGCUUAUGUUUAGGAGGUCACUGGUUUGAGCCAGGCCGCCUCUGCACUGGAAUAGUUUUCUCUGAGUGGUUUCCCAUCCCCAUGUGCCACUUUUCUCUGUGAUGGUCAGUAAUUGCAUUAAGCUGUUUUCCAGCACACUGAGUUUUUUUUUUUUUUUUAAAAACCGUUGUUUUGAUUUUCCUUUUUAAAGAUAACCUUUAAAUUAAUAAACCUAAGAAAUGUUUGACACAAAACUAAUGGUUAAAAAUAUAUUUGUAAAUAAUAUUAACAUCAACAACAGUUUUCUCACUUGUGGUUUAACCUUACAGCUUGUCAAGAUAAGAAAGGAACGUGUUAAAUUGGACACUGCGUGGCACAAAUCCAUCAAGGUAUGCAGGAAAUACAAGAAAAUGUUGAAGGGCUAAAGAAAAUACCAAGGAGUAUUUUGCACGGAUGAUUUUUAGUAAUACUUUUUGAAGUUUUACUUCUUUAGGCACGUUAUGGAAAAAUAAUGAGAGUGAAUUUUUACGAUGCACGUGCACCAUACAACAAAAUUUUGACAGGGAGAUGGCAGACCCACGUGUAUUAACAUAAACCCAUAUAUAAUCACAUUCAUAAAAAUUAAGGAACAUACCAAUCGUAUUGAAGUGCCAAAUGAAACUUUGUGAUAGUGAAACUACCAUGGAAUAUAUUUGGUAAACUAGAAUUAGUCAUAGUAAAGAGUAAUUUCAAGUUUUAAUAAACGUAAAGAUACUGGUAUUAUACCAAUUAUUAAUUCGUAUUCUCCUUGUAUGUUUAGUACUGCUGUGGUUAUAGUGCACAGCUAAUAAGCUAAAGGAAUGUGGUUCGAAAGUCGUUUGAGAACUUUUUUUUAAAUUUUUUUUUUUUAAAAAUUAAUUAUUAAUAGAUUAUACAAAUUGUCAUUUAAGCAAAUAUAUAUGAAUAUAUUUUAUUUGUUUAUUGUAUUGCUAUAAUAUUACUGAAUACAUUGCUCAAUCCUUUGGAUUGAUUAUUUCAUACUAGGUAGACUUAAAUCCUUUAUUUUUACUUAAAGUAAUAUUGAAUUAAUGACAUGUUUUAGGAAACUAAUUUCCAUGAAUUCGUAUAUCUAAUAAAAAAUAAAACUUUAUAAUACCAGUAGUACAACUAUCCUUUAAUACUUAAUAAUUUAUAAUCAUCUAAUGUGUGUAAAAACUACAUAGUAUUAACUUUUUAAUGAAUUUGAAGGGCAAAAUUUUAAUAAAAUUCCUUGUCAUAAAUCAGGACCAAACCGAGGCUUACUAUUUUUUCAAAUAUUUUUUUGUUUUUAUUGUAGACAUUCAUUAUAUAGCUCUGAAAAUCAAAUUACUCGAUACGUAGCGAAUUCUAGCGGCGUGUGAGUCGUGUUCAGUAAAUUAGUGAUUGAUAUUGAAUACUCAUUCCUAUAAUUAAAAAUCUUUAUUUAUUGUGAAUAUCAGUGAUAGAAAUUGUGUAUAUAAACUUUUUCAACUGUAUUUAUAUAAGUGAGGUUAUGUAACUACACGUAUGUAUAAUUUAUUUGCUCUAUAAAUUAUUAGAUUAUUAUUUAAUCAAUAAUUAAAAUCAAUAAAUUAGAAUAAAUAUACAGCAUAUUUAUUGAUUUUCAUUAUUUAAAAAAAUAUUAUGAUCAUUUGACUAAAUAAGUUAUAACUAAAUUAUAUUGAAUACUGAGUACUUAUUUAAUUAAUUUUUGUUACAAUAAAAUAGUUCAGUGUCUUAAAUCAAAAAGAAGUGUAUCUUCCAAUGUGCGUAUAUAAGUUCACACACCUUGUGUCUGGUAACAAAAUCCCUAAAUUACACAGUUUCCAAAGUUACUGAGCUUUUAUUUUCUAUUUAUUAAAAGAUCCCUAACCUUGUUAAAAGAAUACUCAUUAGUAAAUAUUAUGAAAAUUAGUAGAAAAUGUUUUUCUCAAGUAUCCAGGUAUUUAUUUUCAGGCUAGGAUACAUAAUUGAGACAUAGUAAUGUACCUUGAACAAUUUUAGCGGUUGCAAUUUAUGUUAAAUGUUUAAAAUGAAUAUGUGCUUUAUGUUUGUUACUUAAGCAGUUUUAAACUAAUUAAUGUGGUGUGGCUCUCUAGAAAAUUUGUAAUAUUACUGAACUUUAAAAGUGCACAUGAAAUUGUACACAUGAAUUGUGCUUGUACGUGGAUAGUAUGAAAAUGAAACAUUUUCAGAAACAAUUUUUGUUACGUAAUUUCUUAUUCUAAUCUACAUAAAACAAAAAAAAAAUUAUAUUUAAAAAAAUACAUUACUUUAACUGUUCAGUGGUGAAGUAUUAUGUAUUAGUUACGUCAAGACAUGGGUUUAUAACUAAGGUGUCAAAGAUCAGUUUUCAUUUACCUUAAGUUCUUAAGAAUUUUGUUGAAUGAAUAAAGAAUUUGGUGGCUUCUAUACUUUAGGAGACGCCAGAUCUUAGAAAAUAAGAAAAGAAAAAGAAAAAGGACAAUUUAAAAAAGGGUGCAUGGAUAUAACUUGAAUGAUAUUAUUGUAGACACCCCAAACAAAAUAAAUUAAUACAAAAAUGCCAUGCACAUAAGUUGACAAAUAAAAAAUAUUAUAGUAGUAGUAGUAUAUCAUUUUGGUUAUUUAUUUGAAACAUUAACGUACAAUGGCUAAAUAAAAGUGUUUUUAUAAAAGUAAAUGUUUUUAACAUCUAACGUAAAUAUUUUGUAUUUAACUGAUUUUUUUAUUUUAAAUUCCAGUAAAUGUAUUUUUUGUCUGUUCAUUUUCUCAAGACAGUGGAUUUUGUUUUGCAAAAAUAUUAAUUGUUCAUUCACAUCUUAUGUUUCUAAUUUUAUUUUAUUUUUAAAAAAAAAAACUAUUGUCUUUUUGGUUGAGGUUGGUCAUCACAAUACUGUUCCUACAGUAAUGGUUAAUUUAGUCUCUAAUCUGUUUGCAUGAUGGAGAGAUUUGGUAGUUACUUCUUUACAAAGGCAAAGAUUGAUGCUAAACAAAGUUAGUAAAUGAUUAAUGUCAGUGCUGUCUGAUAUUCCUUAUGUAAGGCAACUAUUUUAUAAUCAUUUUUUUUUAUAACCACUGCUAGGUAAUGGAAUGUUAAAACACUGUGGCGGAGUAUAGCAGUCAUUAAAAGUUGGUAUUCAAUGUUUUACCAUAAUUUUCUAAAAGGGUAAUUUUUUAAAUUAGAAAAAUACUGGAGUCAAAAAGCCUGAGUUUGCUGUGAAGUUGAAUCAGAUUCAUUAGACUGUUAUAAAAUCAUAUCAGUGCUUUUAAUUAUGAGGAAAUUUUGUAUUUAUUUUGUACAAAUUCAAACACAAUUACUACUCUAUUACCACCUCUAAACUUAUGCUAAUGCUGUAAUCUUGUAAUUAGUGCUUGUAUAAUAUGAAUUAUGUUUACCUCUGUUUAUGUAAGUAUGUACAAAGAUACUGUUAAGUUCAAACAUAUACUUUUUUCUAUGACUUUCCUCUUAGGUUUUUUUUUUUUUUAUAUUAUCGUAGGCAAAUACAUUAAAGUUUAUGUUUGGAAAUUUUCUGAAAAACAUAAAAAAAAAAGCUUCAAUUUCAUUUAACUGUAACAAUUUGUACAUUUCUUUUGCCUUUUUACUUGUACAUGUAAUAAAAUGUUAUUUAUAUUAUAUAAUUUAUUUGCUACUUGUGAUUUAAAUAAGUAAAAUUUUUUGUGUAUAUUCAUUAGUCACAUAUGCCAUCAUAUUCACACAGAAAUGCACAUUAUAUUUUACACUUGUAGACUUUACUUGCAUUUCCUACAUGCAUGUCCACCUCACGUGUAGCAAUGAAAUCAGUGAUAUUGUCUUUAAAAUAAGUGUGAUUGUAACAUUGGCCUGCACUGCUGUGGUUUAUUGGAAAUCGAACUAACUUGUGUUAGAAUUUUCUUUCACUGCUAUAGGUUUUGUAUAAAAAAUACUUGUACAUAUUUAAAAAAACAGUUCAAAAUUAGGUGUGUUUCAUUCUAAAUAAAUGUUAAAAUUUACCUCUUGUUUGGAAAAACAUUAAGCCAUAUUUCUUUUUUGGGAAAAAAACAUUUUCCUUCAAGAAAUUUUUCGAAGUGGACAUGUUUUCCACUCUGUUAUUGCCAGACUUGUGUGAUUUUUAUAAAUGGUUGAAAUUUUGAAUACGGAUGACAUCUGAAAAUAAUAUUCUAGAUACCUACUAUUGAAUAUGUAAUUGCAUGAAUUACUUUUCACUCUUCCAUAAAAUUAUUUGUGUAUACCUGUACAUAUGCUCACAUAAUUAUGAUUUAUCAUAAAUGCUAUCACUGUAAAGUAGUAGGGAGGAUUGUGGAGAAUUUAUUGUUCACUUGUGGAGUGCAAAAAUCAGGAACCACUAGCACAUCACUUAAAUAAGGGAUAUACAUAUAUAUACUUUUUUUGCUUGCUAUAACUAUGUAAUUUAUUUCAGAAUCAUACUCAUUUUAUGCUGCAUUAUGCUUCAAAAAUUAGAGCUUUUGAACUAUGGAGUAAGUGAAAUGAAUUUACACUAUAGUAUUUAACUAGUUAUUUGUGUUAUUGAUUCCCGAAACUGUACAGUAUUUAACUAUUACAUGCAUUAAAAUAUGUACAUAUAUAUAUGUAUAUAUAUACAUUUAUUUUGGAGAUACAUGUU